This is a messenger RNA of Liolophura sinensis, 1260 nucleotides long. Its product is annotated as inositol hexakisphosphate kinase 1-like. The record is from RefSeq and is a predicted model, not a curated record. NCBI's taxonomy places the organism in Eukaryota, Metazoa, Mollusca, Polyplacophora, Chitonida, Chitonidae. Bases 115 to 1260 code for a protein of 381 amino acids. The transcript is spliced from 6 exons. Gene Ontology annotation, molecular function: inositol hexakisphosphate kinase activity. Gene Ontology annotation, cellular component: cytoplasm; nucleus. Gene Ontology annotation, biological process: phosphatidylinositol phosphate biosynthetic process; inositol phosphate biosynthetic process.
CAACAGCUAUAUCAGGCCUCCCUGUCUGGACCAUUUACAUGGCAGUGAUUCAGCUUCAUAAGCCACAUGUUAGUGGAUCUACACAUCAGCCAGGGUGAAUGAUACCAGACAACAAUGCCCGAACAAAACAUGGAGUCUGCGAACACAGAGGGCCAACCUGUAGAACUUAAACCAUUCAUCCACCAGGUUGGGGGGCAUACGAGCAUGUUCCGAUUAAACGAGAACACAGUGUGUAAACCCCUGUGUUUACGAGAGUACCGUUUCUAUUCAGCACUGCCGCAGGAGUUACUCCCCUUUACACCAGAGUGCAGAGGUGUUGUACAGGUGAAGGUACAUGUAUAUGGGCAAGGGAAGGGCAGUUUCCGACUGCUGGCUCACAGGCUGGACCUGAGUGGAGAGAAGCCAGGGUUUGACAACAUACACAGGUCCCUGAGACCAGCACAAACAGACAGGAUUGAGAAUGAGGAAAAUCAGUCCAGUGAGGAUCACGAGGAUCAUGAGGAUCACAAUGACCAGGAGGAUCAGAGGCCAAAGAAUUACUCAGCCAAUCAGAACCCGUGGAUUGAGGACGUGUUUAAUCGUCAGAUGAGGAGGCUAAGUAUGGAAGAUUCUAACAAAUUCAUAUCACUGGAGAAUAUAGUCGCACGUUACACAAAGCCUUGUGUCCUGGACCUGAAGAUGGGACAACGACAACAUGGUGAUGACGCGUCACCAGAGAAACGGCAGCUUAUGCAGGAUAGAUGUGAGAACUCAACCUCCAAUCAGCUGGGGGUGAGGGCCUCUGGGAUGCAGGUGUAUCAUGUAGAAACAGAACAAUACAUCUACUUCAGCAAAUAUGACGGCCGGGCUCUUAAUGCGGAAGGCUUCAAAUCCAGUCUUGCUCAGUUUUUACACAAUGGCCAGAGACUACGUUAUGAACUUAUUGCUCCGAUUCUGUUCAAACUCUGUGAACUGAAAAAAGUCGUGGAGACACUGGAUACCUUUCGUUUUUAUUCUAGUUCACUGCUGAUCAUGUAUGAUGGGAUAGAUGCUUGUUGGGGGUCCAGCAGUGGGCACCAGAAUAUGGGGGGAGGGGCUGAGGCUCCCUGUGUGGGGCCCAGGGUGGAUGUUAGAAUGGUGGACUUCGCACAUUCCACAUUCAAGGGAUUCAUGCGCGAGGAUGAGGAGCAUAUGGGCCUGGACACAGGAUACCUCCAUGGGCUGUCUACCCUUAUAGAGCUGUUCCAAGAACUGCAACAACUUUCACAAAGACAAACGUAG